Molecule: messenger RNA, 1455 nt
Organism: Drosophila bipectinata
Lineage: Eukaryota; Metazoa; Arthropoda; Insecta; Diptera; Drosophilidae
Source: RefSeq, a predicted model, not a curated record
AUGUCCGAAAAAUACGUGGAAUCCCAGGAAAAUAUAGAUCCGGAGAAGGAUGAGAAUUCCUUGGUGUUGAAAAAAUGCUCAAAGAUAAUGAGGGAACUUUAUUUAAUCCUUCCUUGGGAUAACGACGGAGUUGAAAUGGAUCAACAUAUACAAAAUACCUAUCAGUAUAAGCUUAGUUCGGUUCUUGUGGAGCUGGAGAAAAUGGCCAAAAAUCCGUCGAAGAGCCCUCGCCCUCAGCAGGCACUUCCCAAGGCAGUGAAUACUGAUGAGUUGGCCGAUCUUAGGGCUAGGUUCAAGAAAUUAGACGCAAUACAAAAACUGCAGGACGUGUCUCACAAGCUUUUGGGUUUGAAGGAAGCUAUUUCAGACCAAAACGCCGAAAUUUUAACCAGAAAAAAUUCCGAAGAGAUGGUGGACAAGGAGAAGAGUGACUCUGCGGAUAUUAAGAAUCGUCUAGCCCAUACCGAACAUAAAUUAAAAUCAGCCAACGAGAUUAUAGCCCAUACCGAACAUAAAUUAGAAUCAGCCAACGAGAUUAUCAGGAAACUCAAGGACGCCAAUAAAACGCUGCAGAAAAGCUAUAUGGCUAUCCAAAGAGAUCACACGUACAAAAGAGAUCCUAUCCCUGAUAAAACCCAGCUUUCAAAGAAAGCUCUAAAAACUUCAAGUGCCAUGAAAGUAGUACGAAAGGAACUGGUACCAGAGACAAUAAGAGUCUUGAAACAGCAACUAAUAUAUGCCCAAGAAGAGUUGACACAAAACAAGAAAAUCGUGUCAGAGAUCAAGCGGGAUAUCUCCAACCUGUGCUAUAGCAAUACCAAGAUGUCAAGCUCAACCAACAAAAAAAUAGCCUAUAAGACUUCUUUUAAAUCUCUGAAACACACAGGAGAAGAAACUAUGCGAGUAAUCGAUGAUACCCUGAAAGCUCUUCAGUAUCAUAAGCAACUGAAGUUCCCCGCCUGCGAAAUAAAAUGGAAAGUAGUGUGCCGCUCUUUGCAGAACAAUCUUCUGGCGGUCCAAACGCGCCCCGAGAUGCGGUGGGACAAGAUAUCCUUAACAAGCAAGGACUGUUCGAGGAGCGUCGUCUCUAACGUCUCUUCGUUUUCAAUCUUCGACGGCAAGACCUUCGGUGACCGUCGUCUAUGGGCUCUGAAGUGGUGUAAAGAAAAGAUCCGACCCUAUGGCGUUCCCAUGUACGAGUUUUCCGAAUCCUGGACCAGCGGUCGCGCCUUAUGCGCCCUCAUCCACGCCUACCGGCCUGAGCUAAUUGCCCCCAAGUAUCUACGACGGACCGGACCGGUGGAGACGCUUGAAUUUGGCGUUGAUGUUGCCAAGGGUCUGGGUGUUUGUAGCCCCAUUGAUCUAAUGGAUGAGUGCACCCGUGAGAAGCCAAACUACGAGAGGGUACUAGAGUUCGUUCAGGAACUACGGCGUUGCCUGGAAGCACUUCCUUAG